Molecule: messenger RNA, 1122 nt
Organism: Fonsecaea multimorphosa CBS 102226
Lineage: Eukaryota; Fungi; Ascomycota; Eurotiomycetes; Chaetothyriales; Herpotrichiellaceae
Exons: 3
Coding region: 1-1122 (373 amino acids)
Molecular function (GO): dioxygenase activity
Source: RefSeq, a predicted model, not a curated record
AUGUCCCAAGUCGAACAGGGUGAGCCCGCAGGAUUUGUCAAGCUCGAGCUCCGCACCGCUUACGGGCCGGUCUAUCGCGACGUGUCGACCUCGCCGCCGCGAGAUGCUUCGCCGGACGAGAUCCCCCUGAUCGACCUCAGUCCGAUCUACGACGGCGAUCUCGAGGCCCGAAAAGCUCUAGCCCGGGACAUCAAACAUGCGGCUGAGAAGAACGGGUUCUUUUAUGUUCGAAACCACGGGAUUGCUGAAACGACCAUCCAGAACGCCUUGAGUGCCUCGAGGGCUUUCUUUGCGCAAUCGGAGGCCGAGAAGAUGCUGGUGUCCAAGGCCAAGGGGAAGUGGUAUAAUGGGUAUUCAGCGAGGAAUUCUGCAAUGGCUAGUCCGUCGGAAGGAUUGGACUACCGCGAGUCUUUCUCGUGGCGAUACGAGCCGCAAUACGAUCCCGACCCAAAGGACCCUGACGCGGUGCCCGUGGAGGUGAAACCGUAUAUCCGCGGCGAGAAGUACGUCUGGGAAGGCACGCAACACAUCCCCGGCUUCAAGACCGAUUGCAUUACUUAUUGGCAGGAAUGUCUCAAGCUGGCGCGCCGGCUCGUCAGGGUAUUCGCCCUCUGUCUGGAUCUUCCCGAGCACUUUUUCGACGCCGUGACGACGUACCCUGGCAGUGAUGGCGUGUUCAACUAUUACCCGGCCAUGUCUGCGGAAGAGGCGGCCAAGAGCGAGGAUGUGGGCUUGGGAUCGCAUACCGACCUGCAAUGUUUUACACUGCUCUGGCAGGACAUGAAUGGCGGUUUGCAGGUGUUGAACAACGAGGGUCAGUGGAUCAAGGCCACCCCGAUCCCCGGAACUUUCGUCGUCAAUAUCGGCGAUUAUUUGAUGCGUUUGACCAACGAUCGCAUGAAGAGCACGGUUCACAGGGUAUAUAACCGUUCUACGGUCGAUAGGUAUUCCAUGCCCUUCUUCUUCGGCUUCAACUUCAACGAAAAAUGCGGCGUGCUGCCUAGCUGCGUCGACGAGGAGAAUCCCGCCAAAUACGAACCCAUCUCGUGUGGGGAUUGGUGUCAAUUGAGGUUCCAGCAGACGGACAUGGACAAGUUGGACCAGAAGGUCGCAGUGUAUUGA